This is a messenger RNA of Glarea lozoyensis ATCC 20868, 2430 nucleotides long. Its product is annotated as Aconitase iron-sulfur. Gene Ontology annotation, cellular component: mitochondrion; cytosol. Bases 1 to 2430 code for a protein of 809 amino acids. The record is from RefSeq and is a predicted model, not a curated record. The transcript has 5 exons. Lineage: Eukaryota; Fungi; Ascomycota; Leotiomycetes; Helotiales; Helotiaceae. Gene Ontology annotation, biological process: tricarboxylic acid cycle. Gene Ontology annotation, molecular function: 4 iron, 4 sulfur cluster binding; aconitate hydratase activity.
AUGAGGGCCGGGUUUCCGAAGAGUGGCAGGUCUGCUAGAAGGAGUUCGCAUGUGUUGAACUUGCUCCGUCCACGAUGCGCUCGAAACCUUGCGACAAUAUCACCCACCAAAUCCUCCCACGACUACCAGCCAGACAUCGCAUCGCGGACUCCUCCAUAUCCCAAGCUUUUAAGGAAACUUCAUGAAGUGCGACGUGUUCUAGGGCCCGAGAGGCAGCUGACCUUGGCGGAAAAAAUCCUCUAUUCUCAUUUAGACAAUGUGGAAGAAUCGUUACUUUCCAAUACCGACAAUGGGCUCAAUAUUCGAGGAAAUGCAAAUCUCAAGCUUAAACCAGACCGGGUGGCGAUGCAGGAUGCGUCUGCGCAAAUGGCGUUGUUGCAGUUUAUGACAUGCAAUCUACCAUCGACGGCUGUUCCUGCUAGUAUUCACUGUGACCAUAUGAUUGUAGGGGAGAAGGGUGCGGAUGUCGAUCUUCCCGAAUCGAUCAAGGGAAAUAAAGAGGUGUUCGAUUUCUUGGAGUCUGCUGCGAAGAAGUAUGGCAUCGAAUUUUGGCCACCAGGAGCAGGAAUCAUUCAUCAAACAGUGCUGGAAAAUUACUCGGCUCCAGGUUUAAUGAUGCUGGGAACGGACAGCCAUACCCCUAAUGCUGGGGGACUUGGAGCUAUCGCCAUCGGCGUUGGUGGUGCGGAUGCAGUUGAUGCUCUGGUCGAUGCACCAUGGGAAUUGAAAGCCCCCAAAGUCCUUGGAGUUCGGCUCGAAGGCGAAUUGAGUGGCUGGGCCUCUCCCAAGGACGUUAUUCUUCAUCUUGCUGGACGUUUGACUGUACGUGGUGGCACUGGAUUCAUUAUUGAGUAUCAUGGCCCUGGCGUUGACACACUGAGCUGUACUGGAAUGGCUACGAUAUGUAAUAUGGGAGCGGAAGUUGGGGCUACGACGUCUCUUUUCCCAUUCUCUACACGGCACAUUCCAUAUCUUGAAGCUACAAACCGUUCAGCCAUAGCGCUGCAGGCCCAGACAAUAGCGUCCAUCGAAUCAUUGCGCAACUUGCUUUGCGCUGAUGAAAACGCCCGAUAUGAUGAGGUUAUCACAAUCGAUCUGUCGAAGCUCGAACCCCAUAUCAAUGGACCAAACACACCUGAUCUUUCGACGCCACUAUCCAAAUUUGCCGAAGCCGUAAAAACCAACAAUUGGCCGACCACGCUUUCAGCAGGACUGAUUGGUAGCUGUACAAAUAGUUCUUAUCAAGAUAUGUCUCGCGCUGAAGAUCUCGUCAAGCAAGCUGCUGCUGCGGGUCUUUCUCCCUCAAAUGACUUCUUCGUCACACCUGGCAGCGAACAGAUCAGAGCCACUCUGGAAAAAGACGAAACUCUCAAGACGUUUGAAGACGCUGGAGGUGUUGUUCUUGCAAAUGCGUGUGGUCCUUGUAUAGGACAGUGGACCAGAACGGAUGGCGUCAAGAAAGGAGAUGACAAUGCAAUCUUCACAUCAUACAACCGCAACUUCAGAGGCCGCAAUGACGGUAACCCCAACACUAUGAAUUUUCUUGCAAGUCCCGAGUUAGUGACAGCUAUGUCCUACGCUGGAACUACCACCUUCAACCCCCUCACGGACAGCCUCACUACUCCUCAUGGUGAAACUUUCCGCUUCAAUCCUCCAUCCGGCGCAGAACUACCAGCCUCCGGCUUCGAAAUUGGAAACCCUGAUUUCCUCCCCACGUCAGGCGCUCCCUCCCCUUCCACACCGGUCAUUGUUUCCCCGACCUCUGAUCGUCUCGCCCUUCUAGACCCAUUUGCUCCGUUCCCAGAGUCAGACUUGAAAGGCCUUCGAGUUCUAUACAAAGUCACCGGGAAAUGCACCACAGACACAAUUUCUGCUGCCGGACCAUGGCUGAAGUACAAAGGCCAUCUCCCAAACAUAUCCGCCAAUACGCUCAUCACCGCAGUCAACGCUGCUACAGGCGAAGUGAAUGUGGCUUACGACGUCGAUGGAUCUACUUCCUCCAUUCCGGAACUAGCGCAGCGAUGGAAAGACAAAGGUCUCGAAUGGCUGGUAGUAGCAGAACACAACUACGGAGAAGGUUCUGCUCGUGAACAUGCUGCUCUCCAACCUCGUUAUCUCGGUGGUCGUGUCAUUCUUACAAAAUCCUUUGCAAGAAUCCACGAGACGAACCUUAAGAAGCAGGGAGUGGUACCCUUGACCUUUGCCAACGAAUCGGACUAUGAUCUUGUCGACGCUUGUGAUCACGUCGAUACUGUCGGAUUAUAUGAUGUUCUCACAUCUGGUGGAAAAGGCAAUGUGGUUCUCAAAGUCACGAAGAAGAGUGGUGAGGUCUUGGAAAUUAAGACUAAACAUACCAUGAGCGAAGACCAGUGCCGUUUCAUUCUUGCCGGUAGCGCUUUGAAUGUACUUGCUAAGAUGGCGAAGAAAUGA